CCAGCAGGACACUUUACAGCCAGAAACACAAGCAACAUGGACCUCGCUCUCCUCUGCAUGGUCCUGCCGUUGUUCACGGUGGCUUGGGGCCAAUACAUGGACUAUUAUGACCCGUAUAGUGACUACAGGGGCAGCGACGAAUGGGUCAAUGUGUACCGGCAGGGUUUCAAUUUCCAGUGCCCUCAUGGGCAAGUGAUAGUGGCCGUGAGGAGUACUUUCAGCAAAAAGGAAGGCUCUGACAGGCUGUGGAACUAUGCCUGCAUGCCCACCCCUCACACAAUGGGAGAGCCCUCAGAGUGCUGGUGGGAAGAGAUCAACAGAGCUGGACUGGAAUGGUAUCAAACAUGCUCAAAUAAUGGGUUGGUGGCAGGAUUCCAGAGCCAAUAUUUUCCAUCGGUGCUUGAUCGAGAGUGGCAAUUCUAUUGCUGCCGCUACAGCCGGAGAUGUCCAUAUUCAUGUUGGUUGACAACAGAACACCCAGAACACUACGGGGAAGAUAUGGACAUGAUGAUGUAUUCCUAUGAUCAUUACAUCCGUGGAGCAGCCACAACUUUCUCUGGUGUGGAAAGGGAUCGCCAGUGGAAGUUUAUUAUCUGCAGGAUGACGGAUUUUGACUGCCAGUUUGACAAUUUUAAGAAGAAGUGAAUAUGUGCCAUGCUUCUGGGGGUGGGGUGGUAGGGGGGAUG
Messenger RNA from Lacerta agilis (Sand lizard), 686 nucleotides. RefSeq names its product dermatopontin (gene DPT). The record is from RefSeq and is a predicted model, not a curated record. NCBI's taxonomy places the organism in Eukaryota, Metazoa, Chordata, Lepidosauria, Squamata, Lacertidae. Gene Ontology annotation, molecular function: extracellular matrix structural constituent. Gene Ontology annotation, biological process: collagen fibril organization. Gene Ontology annotation, cellular component: extracellular matrix. The transcript is spliced from 4 exons. Bases 37 to 645 code for a protein of 202 amino acids.